Messenger RNA from Rhineura floridana, 1964 nucleotides. Its product is annotated as stromelysin-1-like. Gene Ontology annotation, cellular component: extracellular matrix. The transcript is spliced from 10 exons. NCBI's taxonomy places the organism in Eukaryota, Metazoa, Chordata, Lepidosauria, Squamata, Rhineuridae. The coding region runs from base 68 to 1510 and encodes 480 amino acids. Gene Ontology annotation, biological process: proteolysis; extracellular matrix organization; collagen catabolic process. The record is from RefSeq and is a predicted model, not a curated record. Gene Ontology annotation, molecular function: zinc ion binding; metalloendopeptidase activity.
UCCAUUGACAGAAGGACUGAAGAGUUCUGGGACUCCAAGACUGGGGCACAGACGUGAAAGGGAAAAAAUGAAGAGUUUUCUACUGAUGGUUGCUCUCUAUGGAGCACUUGCUUGUGCUUUGCCCCUAAUCCAGGAAACUGAUGAAAUUGCAGAAAUGGACCUGAAGCUUGCCAAGAAAUACAUGGAAAGCUACUAUCCUGAAUCAGAGUCAGCACCUGUCAUAAGAAGCAAAGGCGGCGAUGGUGUUCCUGCUGACAAAAUACGACAAAUGCAGGAAUACUUUGGGCUGAAAGUGACAGGCAAAUUGGAUGCAAACACUUUGGAGGCAAUGAAGAAGCCCAGGUGUGGGGUUCCUGAUAUAGCAGAAUACAGCACCUUUCCCGAGGCUCCAAAAUGGGGGAAAAAAGACUUGACAUAUAUGAUUCUGAAUUACACGCCAGAUAUGGACCGUGUUGAUGUAGAUGAUGCAAUCAAGAGAGCCUGGAAAGUGUGGAGUGAUGUGACCCCUCUGACCUUCACCAGGGUUUAUGGGGGCUCAGCAGAUAUAGAGAUCUCUUUUGCUGCCGGAAAUCAUGGUGACUAUAUUCCUUUUGAUGGACAAGGCGGACAACUAGCUCAUGCCUAUUCACCUGCUUCUGGUGGAAAUGCCCAUUUUGAUGAGGAUGAAUUCUGGACAAGGGAUUUGAGAGGAGUCAACCUUUUUCUCGUGGCUGCCCAUGAGUUUGGCCACUCACUGGGUCUCGGGCAUUCCAGAGUUUGGGGGGCUCUCAUGGUUCCAGUCUAUCAAGUUACAGACCCCCAAAACCUCAGACUUCACACAGAUGACAUUGAAGGCAUCCAGUCCCUUUAUGGUCCCCCUGAUGGUGGCAAUGAUGAUUAUUAUGACAAUGGUUCAGCAGGAAACCCCACGUCAGCAACAGAAGCACCAUCAGCCGACGUGUGUGACCCUCACCUGGCUUUUGAUGCUGUUGCUUCCCUCCGAGGGGAAACCAUGUUCUUUAAAGACAGCGUCUUCUGGCGAAAGAACCCCUUGAGAAGAGAUAUUGAAAAAGUUCCUAUUUCUGCUUUCUGGCCAGUUUUAAGCAGUGGCAUUGAUGCCGCAUGUGAAGUUGAAGGUGAUGACACCGUGUUUUUUUUUAAAGGACACAAGUAUUGGGCUACCAAGGGAAAUAUUAUACAGAGAGGUUUUCCAAAGAGUAUUCACAGCCUGGGCUUCCCAAAAACUGUUAAGAAUGUUGAUGCAGCUGUUCAUGACAGAAACUCGAGGAAAACAUAUUUCUUCUCAGGGAACAACUACUGGAGAUAUGAUGAAGCCAAGAAGUCCAUGGAGAAAGGCUAUCCAAAAAAGAUAGCAGCUGACUUCCAUGGAAUUGGCCCCAAAGUGGAUGCUGCUUUUCUGCAUCAUGGACAUUUCUAUUUGUUCAGUGGCUCAAAGCAAUAUGAGUUUGACGGCAAAACCAAAAGAUUUCUUGGCGCUAAGAAGAGCAACAGCUGGUUUGGCUGCCAGUGACGUGGGAUGAAGGAAAGAGCAGAGCAGCCAAGGACAAGGGAAUCCCCGCUUUGCUGGGCACCAGGAAAUGUCCAUUGUGCCUUGUGUCUGUUGGCAUGACUUGGCCUGUCCUGUGGUUUUCUGAGCCACAGAACAAGCUGCAGUUAGUCACCAAUCAUUCUUUAUAUAAGAAUGUUCUCACUCUCACACCUCUUAAAGUAGAUUUUAUUUUAUUGUUUUUUUUAACAAAAUCCUGGUUUUAACUGUCUUUUAUUGAUAAUGUUUGUUUUACUUUUUCUAAACAGUUUAGGACAGGUGUAGGGAACCUUUGGCUUUCUGGUGUUGCUGAACUACAACUGUCAUCAUCCCUGGCCAUGUUUGCUGGGGCUGAUGGGAGCUGUAGUUCAGCAACAUUUGGAAGGCCAAUGGUUCCCCACACUUGGCUUAGAGGUUCUGUUUACAAUCAAGCAGUAUU